GGAUCGGCGAGAUCACAAGAUCACGAAUAGGAUUGGGGUUUAAUAAUUGGAAAGAGGUUCCUUCGGAAUGCAAAGAAGACAUUUGAGACUCUGUUCAAGAGAAAGAAAGUCCCACUGGUGAGAUAUAUAGGCCAGAUGUGUUUAUGAAGACACAUAAAGUCACCCCAUAUGAUAAUCCCUCAUCUUCUAAAUCACUGGCAGCUGCAAAAUUAGCAUUGGUGCAGGAGGAAUAUGAUAAAAAUCCUUCAGCACAAAAGUGUUUGGGAACCGACGCUGUUACCAAGGGAUACAUACGCGGAAUGGGUGCUGGCGUUUCUAAAUCCCAGUUUCUUGCUUCUGAGUUUAUGAACGCCAGGUUGCAGGAAGAGAAGCACAAUGUCCUGAAAGAGAAGCAGAAAAACGAAGCUUUGAAAGCACAGUUGGAUGCUGAAAGACAGAAAAACAACACUGGAGUACAUGAUCAGAUCUCUAAUAGCUCUUACCAGCAGGAUAUUGGGAUGCCAAUAGUACCAUCGACGUUUGGUCUUUUAUUUUUGAGGAACUCAAGGACAGAGCCGGGCCCGAGGGUGUGCAGGGUGUGCGACCGCACAGGGCCCGACUCUGGCCAGGGCCUUUUAUCUAGAAAACAAAUGCCCCCCCUCCCCAUAAGUUAAUACAAAUGUUCUGGCACAAAAACAUAUUAGCUCUAUUUCAGAUUUUAUUUAAGCCCAAUAACCAAGCCCCA
Molecule: messenger RNA, 724 nt
Organism: Papaver somniferum (opium poppy)
Lineage: Eukaryota; Viridiplantae; Streptophyta; Magnoliopsida; Ranunculales; Papaveraceae
Exons: 5
Coding region: 144-653 (169 amino acids)
Source: RefSeq, a predicted model, not a curated record